GAGGUCAACGGUUUUACAAACUCACCAACAAGCGCGACCAUAAUUUUCCUCCUCGACAAGCAAAGUGCCAUCGUUUAACGAUGUCUGGUCCCAUAAAAUCGCAACUUCGCGCGGUAUCACUCGUACCGUGGCACAACAAUUCACUAAACGGAGAGGGAUGCAACAAUCGCUGUUAGAGUCAGCGGUGAGUGAGGAAGGCGACAGAGGUGGUACACAUAAUGAUUCUUUCGUUCAAAAGUGAUAAUAAGUGAAGCUAUAAAGCUUACCGUUGUUCUUCGGGAAAGAAAAAUCGAACGGUAAAGUUUGUCAUAGGGAAUAUCAUGUCACUGUUGAGGUAUAGUAAAACAUGGCCGUCAAUUCUUACCAAAAUGGCAAUCGUUCAGCUGCGGGUUGACUCCAAUGGAAGAACCUACAGCUCAAUUGUGGAACCGGCGUGUCUAACGGGGCCUACCAAUUUAGUGGAAUCGAAUCCCAACUUCCGAAUGAUGGGUCAACCGCAGAUUGUGAUUCAAACACCGGGUGAAACGCAGAUGGUCCUACCGGAUGUGGCCAAUGUGGGUGAAAUUAAAGUAUCCGGGGGUUCGGUUAGUGGUCAGUGCAAGUGCGGGAUUGGUGAGGCAGGUUGUGAAAUGAGUUUAAAAAAUGAAGAGCGAUUCAGAAGGCCCUACCGUGCGGAGUCGAUCAAGAUCGAUAAUUGGGAUUAUAUAUACACGGAGAAGAUACCCUUCAGGACUAUGGGAAGUAAUGGAGCUAGUGCCACCGCAGAAAUUCCGUGUGACGACCAUCGCUGUAUCACCGGACAGGCAGCUUUGAAAGCGUCCACCCUCCGCAGGCAUUAUUAUCCGGAGGGUGACUGGGGUUGGGUAAUUGUGUUUGUUGGGAUGUUUAGCAUAAUAUUGAAUCAUGGAGUGCAAAUAUCGGGUCCGCUGUACCUCCUGCCAGCUGGGGAACGUUUCAAGCAGAGUGCCGUCAACAGUACAGGUGAGUGACGUACUACAUGAUUACAAAAUUGGGAGCGGUUUUGGGAACGCAAUUAUACUCCGAUCUAUGCCAACAUGAACUGGGCGGCCCCAUUCGGUUGAAUCCGAUUAGUGUAGCAACACUCUCAUUAGUUUCGCCACAAUCAGUCCGAUAACAUCCCUCCGGCAGCAAUGGGUUACUGCAACGGCAGCAGUUGCAGUCCCAUCGGAUUCAAGCUGGUGAUAAAAGUGAAUGAAAAUGGAAGCAAAACCGCACAUCAACCGUCAUCCUCCCGCCAAAUCAACCACAAUCCGACACCCUGGCGAUGGUUGUCGUAAAAGUCAGCUCAAGCGAUACAACACAGCGAACGAGCAGACCGAAAGAAAAGUCCAAUUAUUCGUUUCAGUGAGAUUGG
Molecule: messenger RNA, 1375 nt
Organism: Armigeres subalbatus
Lineage: Eukaryota; Metazoa; Arthropoda; Insecta; Diptera; Culicidae
Exons: 2
Coding region: 321-989 (222 amino acids)
Source: RefSeq, a predicted model, not a curated record